CUCUUUUCUUCCCUCAACCGUCGUCUUCUUUCUCUGCGGCCAAAUUCCGUCUCUUGAUACUGCAACUGGUUUCACUUCCGGCGAGCUACGGCGGAAAGCUGUCGAGAAGUUCUCUCCUGUCCUGUCCCAUACUUUCCGGAGUUAGAAACUAAAGAAGCAAGAUUCUCAAUUUUCCUGAAGUACAUCGGAAACAACUCGGUGUAUAUCGAAGAUAUUAAGAAACACUUCGAAGUGGAAGAAUUAAUAUUGAGGAGCUUCUUCCUGAAAUCAAUUUUCUAGUUGAAUACUUGUCUAAGUUCAACACUUUCUUGGUUGGAGUUUCGAAGUUUUUGUUUUGCCGGAAAAUGGGUUCUUCCAAUAUUAGAGAUAUCUUGACAUCUUUUAGUCCUUCUCUGGAUUAUUUAGCUAUCAGUUCCGGAGACGGUCGUAUUAAGAUAUGGGACACUCUGAAGGGUCAAAUCCAAACUGAAUUUGCAGACAUGGUGUCAAGUGAAGCAACAGGUAUAUAUACCAAACCAGAAAGAGGGCAUCUUUCAGUUGAUUACAAAUGCAUGAAGUGGUUGUCUUUGGACAAGAAGAAGAAAAGAAAGCUUGGAACUUCGCUCCUAGUUUUAGGUACCGGUGGUGGUGAUGUUUUAGCACUUGACGUGGCUGCUGGUCAGUUGAAGUGGAGAGUUGUUGAUUGUCAUCCAGGAGGCGUGAGUGCCAUUGCAUUUUCUGCAAAUGGUUUAUGCAUCUACAGUGCAGGUGCUGAUGGGAUGGUAUGUGAAAUUGAUUCGCUGACUGGCAACGUAUUAGGAAAGUUCAAAGCUUCUACAAAGGCAAUAUCUUGCAUGGCUGUUUCACCAGAUGGAAAGAUGUUAGCAACUGCAGCUGCACAGUUGAAAACUUUUGAUUGUUCCAACCAUAAAAAGAAACAGAAGUUUUCUGGUCAUCCUGGAGCUGUUCGUUGUAUGACAUUCACUGAAGAUGGGAAGUUUAUCCUCUCAUCUGCUGUUGGUGAAAGAUACAUCGCUUUAUGGAGAACAGAUGGGAGCAAAAAGCAGUCAGCUAGCUGUGUUCUUGCAAUGGAGCACCCUGCUGUUUUUGUAGAUAGUAGAUGUGUUGAAAAUGGGGAUCUGUAUGUUUUUGCCAUUUCUGAAACUGGCGUGUGUUAUUUUUGGUAUUGUCAAGAUAUUGAGGAAUUACGCAAUGCCAAGCCUACAAAAGUUUCAUUAGCUUUGGAAGGCCAUUUCUCAAAAGGUCCUAGAGGAGGUUCACCUACAAUAUUUGCUGCAAAAUUACAAGGCAUUGCCAAGCCUGCAUCCAUUCAUACAUUUAUUGCCUAUGGUUUGCUGGUAAAGCCAGCAUUUCAAAAAAUUAUAAUGCAUUAUGGCAAAGACAUAAUGUUGAAUAGCUCCCAGGAUGGGGUCCUUCUACCAACAAGUCAGUCCCUCAUGAAAUCUAAGAAAGGGGUGGAUGUACAAAAUAGAGUUACUGCAUUGGACCGUGCUAAUGCAGAGGAUGCGUUAAUUCCUAUUCCAUUGAUUUCUGAUCUUCAGGACAAGAAGGAUAGAUAUCAAAACUUGAGCAUCGAUACUGAUGAAGUUAUGGAUGAUUUUGUUGGAAACCUGGAUCAAUCCAAGUCAGUGGAUGGUGAAGAAGACAUGCUAGAAGUAGAUGACAGUUCAAAAACACUUUGCAUGGAGGAGAGGCUAAGAUCAUUAGGGAUACUUGACGAUCUCACAUCCACACUUGAUUCUACAAUGUUUCAUGGUAUUCAGCUUGAAGCUAAUGUGCCACAGAAGAAGAUGAAAGCGGCAGUUUUAUCUAUGGCACCUACUGAUGCUCACAAGUUGCUGGAAAACUUGGUCGCAUUGUGGCAAUCUAGGUCAAGCAGUGGAAAGUUUGCUCUUCCGUGGAUAUACUGUAUAUUGGUGAAUCACAGUCAUCAUGUCAUGUCUCAAGAACCUCUAACACCAAUGCUUAACUCCUUGUUGAAGAUUACCAAGUCCAGAAGGGUGGCUAUUCAAUCUUUGCUACAGUUAUCAGGGCGCCUGCAACUUGCAACAGCACAGAUUGACAAGGCAACCCAGAACAAAAAUCGCCCCUCAGAACCUCACCAAAUGGAUGAAAGUGAAGAAGAUAAUGAUGAUGAUGAUAGUGCAGAUGAACAUUUGUAUGGAGAAGAAGAUGAUGAAUCUCAAAUAAGUAGUGAUGAUGAUAACUAAAUGAAUUUGAUGUGAGAGGUAAUAGUGUGUUAUAAUCUCAGAGUUUUGCUUGACACUUGAUGUUUAAUCCUAGAGUUUCUCUCUGUGUGUGUGCCGGGGGGACAAGGCCACACUAUUGAUCUUUACUGUAUCUUUUACUGCUUGAUUCAACUGUUUUGUGACAAAGUUUUAUAGGUUUAGUUCCUGCCUUCUGUCUUGUUUCCCUAUCAGAGGUCAGGAUGUUGCAUAAUUAUGCCUUUCCAAGUUGUUUGAAGGAAAAGGGGCUUAGUCAUGGGGAAGAAAUUUUGGUUUUCAUCAAGCUUCUGAUUAAUGUGAAGGUGCUAAUUGUUACAAGGAGCAAGAUUUUUGUAUUGUUUUUUCUUCUGAUAAUUAUUUCUGACUAAAAAACAGCUGUGUGAUUU
This is a messenger RNA of Rubroshorea leprosula, 2611 nucleotides long. The record is from the annotation of a GenBank genome assembly. Lineage: Eukaryota; Viridiplantae; Streptophyta; Magnoliopsida; Malvales; Dipterocarpaceae.